This is a messenger RNA of Condylostylus longicornis, 2706 nucleotides long. It is a transcript of the gene Itgbn, whose product is annotated as integrin beta-nu. The record is from RefSeq and is a predicted model, not a curated record. The transcript is spliced from 8 exons. NCBI's taxonomy places the organism in Eukaryota, Metazoa, Arthropoda, Insecta, Diptera, Dolichopodidae. Gene Ontology annotation, cellular component: cell surface; focal adhesion; integrin complex. The coding region runs from base 181 to 2592 and encodes 803 amino acids. Gene Ontology annotation, molecular function: integrin binding. Gene Ontology annotation, biological process: cell migration; cell-matrix adhesion; integrin-mediated signaling pathway.
UGUUAAAUUUUAAAUUUUUUACACAAUUAAAUUAAAAUUUAAAUAUAAAAAUAUUAAGAAUAUUUAAAUUGUGGUUGUAAUAAAACCACGUGCUUUUCACUCAUUUCUCUCUUUAAGAGAAAAUACGCAAUUAAUUAUAUCAUUUCUCAAUAUAAGAGAAUAUUAUUAUUUUUAUAAAAUAUGUUUAUGCUGAGAAAAAAUAUUAUGCUUAAGCUAUUGUUAUUAAUUUUUAUGGCAAUUAAUGUGCUCGCAAAUGAGAAAUGUGCAUUCAAAGAUAAUUGUGAAGAAUGUUUAGCCGAAAACUAUUUAUGUUCAUGGUGUACUGAUAAAAAUUUCAAUGGUACAAGCAGAUGUAUGACAAAAUCUGAUUUAUUACGAGAAAAUUGUUUCGUUACAAAUAUAAUUGAAAAUCAUGAAGAAUUCCAGAUUACAGAAGACAUUCCAACACAGGAUUAUGUGAUGAUUGACUUGGAAAAUGAGAAGAAGAGGAAUGCCAGAGCAGUACAAGUUCGACCACAAAAAUUAAAAUUGAAAUUGGUUAAAGGAAAAAGCCAACAGUUUAAAAUGACAUAUAGAUUAGCUCGAAAUUAUCCGCUCGAUUUAUAUUUUUUGAUGGAUUCGACUUGGAGUAUGAAAGAUGAUAAAGAAACUUUAAUUAAACUCGGUAGUGAAUUGGCAGAGACGUUGACAUCACUAACAAAAAACUAUCGUUUAGGAUUUGGAAGUUUUGCUGAUAAACCUGGAAUGCCCAUUAAUCCAUCAGAAAAAUUUAAAACAAAUCCAUGUUCUUAUGAAGGUGCAACAUGUGGACCAACAUAUGACUUUAAACAUGAUUUAGCUUUGACUACAGAUAUUGAAUCAUUUAUUAAUUCUGUUAAAGAUAGUAAAAUAACAGGAAAUUUAGAAAAUAUGGAAGGACAAUUAGAUGCUUUAAUGCAAGUUAUCGUUUGUACUGAAAGUAUUGGUUGGAGUAAUGAUGCACGCAAAAUUGUAAUUUUAGCUACAGACGGUUAUAUGCAUUUUGCUGGAGACGGUAUACUUUUGGGAGUUACACAAAGAAAUGAUAAAAAAUGUCAUUUGAAUAAAGAUGGCCUUUAUACAGGGGAUUUAACUUAUGAUUAUCCUUCAAUUGAAGAAAUCUAUAGAGAAUUAUUAAGAAGAAAAGUCAAUGUUAUAUUUGCCGUUGAAAAGGCAGUUUCAUCUCAUUAUAUGAGUAUGGGAAAAUUAAUGCAUGACAUUAGCGCUGUUGAAAUUUUGAGCUCAAAUUCUUCAAAUAUUUUGGAGUUGGUUCGAAACGCAUAUCAAACACUCAUUAAUAAAGUUCAAUUUGAAGAUACAAGUCCGGAUAUAAUUUCUGUUAAAUAUUUUACAGAUUGUGGAGGGAAAAAUCAUUCUCUUCAAGAACAAAAUUAUUGUAAUAACAUAAAAUUGGGAGAUGAGAUAGAUUUUUUAAUUAAUAUAACUUUAGAUGAAUAUCCUAAGGACAAUAAUUGGAAUUACCUUAUUAAAAUCGGUGAUUCGGGUCUGUCAGAGGACAUUGAAAUACAAGUUGAAGUACAAAAACCCUGUCCAUGUGAAGAGCAACCAAUAAAAGAUGAUAGCGGCCGAUUACCUUGUAAUAAUCACGGUCAUUUAAAAUGCGGAAUGUGCAUCUGCGAUGAAAACUGGCUAGGAACUUAUUGUUCAUGUGACUCUGAAAAUUAUACAACCAAUCAAGCUCUAGAAAAUUUAUGCCGUUAUAAAUAUCCCAGUGGUGAAUUAGGAUCAAUUUGUUCCAAUCAUGGUGAAUGUGAUUGUGGAAAAUGCCAAUGCAGUUUUUUUUAUGAAGGAAAAUAUUGUGAAUGCCUCAAAUGCCCUAAUUGCAAUGAUGAAAUUGAAGAAUGUCAAUGUGGAGAAUGUGUUUGUAAGUAUGGUUGGAUGAAUGGACGAUGUUGUGUUAAAGCAAAAAAUGGUUGCAUAAAUCCUGUUGACAGAAGUACUUGUUCAAAUAAUGGUGAAUGUGAUACCUGCACAGAUAAGUGCUCCUGUAAAGAUAAUUAUUUGGGUAAAUAUUGUGAAUAUAAUGUGAACGGUUCUGCAAAAGAAGGAUUUUGUGAAAAAUAUGAACCAUGUGCAAAAAUUUUGAUAUAUGAUAACCAAGGAAUAGAGCACGUUGAUGAUAAAGAUUCAAUAUGUAGGGAUGAAAAAGGUCCCUAUACUUACAAAAUAGAAACGGAAUCAAUUGAUGCUAAUGUUAAAUGCCUACUUCGGCUUAAUUAUGAAGAUGGUGAAUAUCAGUGUGACCAUUACUUUGAAUAUAAAAUAGAUGAGAAUGAAAUCAGCCAUUUAAAGAUUGAGCAAAACGAUUGUACGCCAAUUAAUUAUGCAAUAUUGGGCAUUAUAACCCUAAUAAUAACCCUAAUUGUUGGAAUAUUGAGUUUAUUAAUGUACAAGCUAUGUUUAGUUUUACAAGAUCGCAAAGAAUGUGACAAAUUUAAUAAGGAAGCUUUAGAAAUGCAAGAAAAAAUUAAAGAAGGGAAAAUGGAAGAAACGAACCCAUUAUAUAAAAAUCCAGUGACACAUUAUUCAAUACCAAAACUAGAUGAAAAUUGAAUCAUGUAUUUAUGUACAUACAUACAUAUAUGCAAAUUGGUUUAUUAAGUUAAUUUUAAAGCUCAACUAUAACUGUUAUAAUUUAUAUAACGAUUUUACAAAUUUUAAAAUAAA